Molecule: messenger RNA, 3728 nt
Organism: Vespa velutina
Lineage: Eukaryota; Metazoa; Arthropoda; Insecta; Hymenoptera; Vespidae
Product: WASH complex subunit 1-like
Exons: 8
Coding region: 307-2163 (618 amino acids)
Biological process (GO): retrograde transport, endosome to Golgi; endocytic recycling; Arp2/3 complex-mediated actin nucleation
Cellular component (GO): early endosome; WASH complex; extracellular matrix
Molecular function (GO): gamma-tubulin binding; alpha-tubulin binding; actin binding
Source: RefSeq, a predicted model, not a curated record
UUGUAUAGUUUCAUAUGUCAUAAAAUACAUUCCACUUGCAGGUAUAUCUAUAGGAAUAUUAUAGUAAAAGGUUAGAAUAUAUUGAUUAGAGGUUUCAAAAUAUUUCUACUAAUCAGAAACAGUCCGUAAAUAUUACAUACAAUUAAUAACAGUGGAUAAUGUAUGUGGGUGGAUAGAUAGAAGGCAUCCUGUUUGAUAGGAGGUAUCGAGGAAGAUAGAUAACAGUUUACAAAUUUCAGUUUCCUUUGGAACAGCGAACUGUUACUUGGUAUAGAAAUUGUGCUGCAUUCAAGAAUUUUUAUAAUUAUGGCAAUUCCAUUACUUUAUCUCAUCGUUUUUUUUUGGAUACAGUGUAUGGGACAAAUAAUAGAUAUUGGUGAUAUUUGGGAAACACAAUGUCCUCAAGGAUGUUCUUGUGAAAUACAAAAAUUUUCUGAUCUGCCACUACAUCAAUGGACUAUUCCAAGAAAGUGGAGUAAUACCCCAACAGUGGAUGAAAAUGAUUUUAGCUCUGAUAACGAUCACAUAGGUGAUGAAUUAUUAAAAGUUGCAACAUGUGUAGUAGCAGAAGGACAUGAAAAGCUUUUAAGCAUGCUUCCUUCAGAUAUACAGGUUCUCACAAUACUUAGGUCAGGUAGAGGAGAUGCUGAAAUUUUUUUCAAAGCUACAACAUUCCAACGUUUUACUGAAUUACUAUCUUUAAGUAUUGAGGGUAUAGAUUAUAAUGACCCUUCUGUAAAAGAUGUAAAUAGAUAUGAAUCAAAAGGUGGUAUAGUUUUAGCAGGUGACGCUUUGUUUCCAUUGGGAAUGACAUUACUGUAUUUGAACUUAGAACGUGUCAGAUUAACAAGCCUUAAUUUAACAAGUAAAAAUAAAGCAAAUCUUGUAAUUAAGCCAAUGAAUUUACCUAAUGAUGAGAAACUUUAUAAGGAACAAGUAGUAACAAGUGCUACAAAUGAGCAUAAAGGACAUAGAUUAAUUUUUCUGAGUCAACAAAACAGUGGAGAAAGUGAUGAUAAAGAAAUACUUCCAUAUGAUAUUUACAAACAAGAAAUGGAUGGGUAUAGAGAAAAUGCUGGUCUUUUCACUGGACUUCGUGCCCUUACACAUUUGAGGGUAUAUGAUUGUGCACUUAAGGACAUAUCUUGGCACAUGUUUGAUGGCCUUGAUAGUCUUCUCUAUCUUUCAUUAGAAAAAAAUAAUCUGAGAUUUAUCCCAGAAUUUUGUUUUUAUGGAACACCAAACCUAAAAUUAUUAUCCUUAGCAAGUAAUCAAUUACUAACAUUAAAAAGUAUCGAUUUAGCAGGCUUGUUGAUGUUGGAACAAUUAGAUUUAACUGGAAAUAAUCUUACAUUUUUAUCAGAAUUAUCUUUUCCUCCAUUCCCUGCUCUUAAAAUGGCUGAUUUUGGAGAAAACCCAAUGGAUUCUGUAUUUCCAAGUACAUUUGAAAUUAUGAAUACAACAAAACAAUUAUAUCUUGGAGGCACAGGUUCAAGAUUAAAAUUGCAAAGAAACUCCUUAUUGGGAUUACUACAAUUGAAAAUAUUAUAUUUGUAUAAUGUAGAAAUACCAUUGCUAGAACGUUUUAUCUUGCAAGGAAUGCCAUCAUUGACACAUUUAAAAAUACGUGGAAAUAUUUCAAGUGUGGAUUUAGAUGCGUUUUCAGAUCUUGGAAAAUUGAUAGAUUUAGAUUUAAGUUAUUGUCACAUUCAGCAUAUAUCUAUGGACGCGUUCUAUGGUUUAGAGAAAGUGAAACGUAUAGACUUAUCUAAUAAUGAUUUGGAAUUUAUACCACCUGGAUUAUUCAGUACACAAUAUCAAAAAGAAUUGAAUGAAAUUAUUCUCACAAAAAAUAAAUUAACUACAUUACCUUGGGAUUUUUUUAAAACCUUAUGGACAGUAAAUAAGCCAUCUCAAGUGCAAAAUAUAAAAUUGGAUGGUAAUCCAUGGGAUUGUACAUGCUCUAUGGCUACUUGGAAUCCACAUUUGGUGAACAGAAUUAGAGAAACAGCACCACGUUGUUUCACACCUAAAAGACUACAAAAUUGGGGAGUUUUCCAUGCUCUGCGUAAAGGUGGUUUGCAAUGUAAAAGAUCAAAGCGAAGGCGUAUGCAUGGAAUUCCAAAAGUAUUAAAUUAUGAAAAUAACAAUGCUAUAAGUUAGCAAAUUCUUUUUUACUUGCAUCUAAUUUAUAGUAAACAUUCUAAAUUUGGAUAAACUAAAAAAAUACAUCAAAUAUGAUAUUUAAUAUAUACUUUUGCAAUUGUUUCAUUUAAAUUUUUCUCGAAAUGUGAUACAUACAUGCAUAAAGCAGGUUAUACACUUAGUUAUACACUACACUGUACAAAUAUAAUUAAUGUAAUUUAUCAUAUUUACAAACCUCUCAAAAAGGUUGCACAUGUACCCUUAUAAAUACUCCUAAGGCCUCCUUCUCGAUAAAGUUGUUUAGCACAAUCAAAGGGACCUUUAUAUCUUUUCUCUGCAUCUGCAUGUUGUAUUUGUAAUAGACACUUUAUCCGUUCACCAGGUGCCAUGAUAAUAGUUGUAAAUAUUCCACUAAAUGCACCAGCAUAAAAUAAUUGUGGUAUAGUGAGCUUAUCAUCUGGACUUUUUUGUUGUAACUUUUUUCCAACACCAUAUCCCAAAAAACUCAUUGCAAAUAUAGGUGCCACUCCAACUAAUGGUGCUCCCAUACCUAAGUAAUGUUUAAGUUAUACCUGUUGUAAGGGUAUGUAGAUAUGUAUACAAUAUAUGUAUAAAACACUAUUAUAACAAAUAAUAAUGUUAAUAAUAUGAAAUAUAUACAUACCCUUGUAUAAACCACGUAUUCCUUCUUUUGCUAUAGUUUUUUUAGCACAAUCUAAUGUACCUAUAUACAGAGGCUUUUCAUUCGGUCCAGUAAGUGCCAUAGUUUGAAGACGCACCUUAAAAAUGAUAAAUAGUAUAAGUAUUUAGAUAAUAUAAGUACUUAAAUCACGUAAUUCUGAUAUUCAAGUAAAUAGCUAUGAUAGAGAAAAGGAUUAAAAUUAAAAAAGAAUAUAGAAUAAAAUAGAAGUAAGUAAUUCCUAUUUGAAGAUCAUGUUUAAAAAAUACAAUCAUCAAAAAUAAUAGAAGAAAAUAUAAUUAACGGAUAAAAUAAUUUAUUCAUUUUUUAUGGUUAGGAACAUGAUCUUACUUUGAUAGUAUCAAGAGGAUGGCCAGCAACUACUGUACAUAUUCCACCAAAUCCUCCGCUGAGGAAAUAUUUAAUAGGACUCACGGUUUCAGAUCCCAUGAUUAAAAAUUCGUGUUAAUAAUAUAUCCAAAAUUACUUAAACUUUUCUCGGUGUCUCUUAUAUGCCGUAUCUAAGUCCAAAGGUCAAUGAUAGACAUUAACAAUUUACUUAUUUAAAAGUAAUCGUUGAUAAAUAGACUGAAUUUUAAUUCAUUCAUAUUACCACUAGGUGUACUAGUACAAAGUUUCUCCGUCAGAGAGCACUUUCUGUAAUAUCUGCGUAAGUAUCUAGCGACACUUCAUUCUCUGUCUAUCAUAACCUUCAUUAAUCGUUUGGAUAGCGUGGAGAGAAGUAGUACAAAGAAUGCUUCCUAAAAAAAAGGACAACUCCAAGCUAACAGGAUAAGAGUAACAUGCAUUUUGGAAUACAAAAACGUAAGCAAUUUGUGUUAAAAAAAAGAAUACAUUGUAUCUAUCAGUAUAAUAAGAAAUAAAUAUAAAAUAUAACAAUCAA